Entelurus aequoreus (snake pipefish) is the source of this 2569-nucleotide messenger RNA. RefSeq names its product midline 2 (gene mid2). Gene Ontology annotation, molecular function: protein binding; zinc ion binding. Bases 262 to 2553 code for a protein of 763 amino acids. The record is from RefSeq and is a predicted model, not a curated record. Lineage: Eukaryota; Metazoa; Chordata; Actinopteri; Syngnathiformes; Syngnathidae. The transcript is spliced from 11 exons.
CGUUCACUGCCCUGACUCAGCGACGGAGCUUUCGGUGUUUUUCAUAUUGUAAUUCCGUGACAUACCGUGGAAAAGCGACUCGUUGAGAAGAAAUCGUCCACCCAGUAGAUUCCAGGUCCACGCGCUUGUCCGCUUCCGGGUCUCUUCCUAAACUUGGUCCAGCUCCAAGAUGACAGGCGACCAGCGCGCUCCACAUGUCCGGCUGGUAACCGGCCAGCUUCUGUGGGAUUUGAUGUUGCCUUUAGGUGGCUUCAACUGAAGAUGGAAACAUUGGAGUCAGAGCUGACCUGCCCAAUCUGCCUGGAGUUGUUUGAAGACCCUCUGCUCUUGCCGUGCGCCCACAGCCUGUGCUUCAACUGUGCCCACCGCAUCCUGGUGUCCCACUGCUCAUCCAGCAAGCCGCUCCAGUCCGUGUCAGCCUUUCAGUGCCCCACCUGUCGCUACGUCAUCGCGCUGAAUCACCGCGGGCUGGAGGGCCUCAAGCGCAAUGUGACGCUGCAGAACAUUAUUGACCGCUUUCAAAAGGCCUCCCUUAGCGGCCCCAAUUCGCCCACUGAGAGCCGGCGUCUGCAGCGGCCAUUCACCGCCACCAUUAGUGGCACAAUUGGCGGGGGCGGUGGCGGUGGCACAAGCGGAAGCAGCGCCCGGAGCAGUCCGGCCACUUCCAGCCACGCCCACCCGCAUGCCAAUCACACCAACCACGCAAACCACACCAACGCCAACCACAGCCCGGUGUUUGUGGCGAAAAUGGAUCCGCGCAUCAUCUGCCAGUUCUGCGAGCAGGAUCCGCCUCGCGAGGCCAUCAAGACGUGUGUCACGUGCGAGGUGUCGUACUGCGACCGCUGCCUGCGAGCCACGCACCCCAACAAGAAGCCCUUCACCAGUCACCGCCUGGUGGAGCCCGUGCCCGACACGCACCUCCGCGGCCUGACCUGCCCGGAGCAUGAGAACGAGAAGGUCAACAUGUACUGCUUGGUGGAUGACCAGCUCAUCUGUGCCCUCUGCAAGCUGGUCGGGCGGCACCGCGAGCACCAGGUGUCCUCGCUCAUCGAACGCUUCGACAAGCUCAAAGCUUAUCAGGUGAGCCCGGGCAGAGUGUCAGACGCGGUAAUGACGGCUUCAAAGACAAGUGCUGCGCAAACCUUGGAGAACAACUUGACCAACCUGGUGAAGAGGAACAGUGAACUGGAGAACCAAAUGGCCAAGCUCAUCCAGAUCUGUCAACAGGUUGAGGUGAACACCGCCAUGCACGAAGCCAAACUAGUCGAGGAGUGUGACGAGCUGGUAGAGAUCAUCCGCCAGAGGAAGCAGGUCAUCGCUGUGAAAAUCAAGGAGUCCAAGGUAAUGAAGCUGCGUAAACUGGCCCAGCAGAUUGCAAACUGUCGCCAGUGUCUGGAGCGCUCCAGUGCCCUCAUCACACAGGCCGAGCAGAGCCUAAAGGAAAACGACCACGCCCGCUUCCUUCAGACUGCCCGAAACGUAGCAGAGAGGGUUGCCAUGGCAACGGCCUCCUCCCAGGUACUCAUUCCAGACGUCAACCUGAAUGAAGCUUUUGACAACUUUGCCCUGGACUUCUCCAGAGAGAAGAAGAUUCUGGAAGGCCUAGAUUACCUGACAGCGCCCAGCCCUCCAGCCAUCAGAGACGAACUGUGCACGGCCUCACACGACACCAUCACUGUUCACUGGACGUCAGAAGACGAGUUCAGCGUCACUUCCUACGAGCUGCAGUACACCAUCUACACCGGCCAGACUAACUUCAUCAGUUUGUACAACUCGGCCGACAGCUGGAUGAUUGUGCCGAACAUCAAGCAGAAUCACUACACAGUCCACGGGCUGCAGAGUGGCACACGCUAUGUCUUCUUCGUCAAGGCUAUCAAUCAGGCGGGAAGCCGUAACAGCGAACCAACCCGACUCAAAACCAACAGCCAGCCCUUCAAGUUGGACCCUAAAACGGCGCACAAGAAGCUGCGUCUGUCCAACGACUGCCUGACCAUGGAGAAGGACGAGAGCUCCCUGAAGAAGAGCCACACUCCGGAGCGCUUUGGUGGAACGGGCUCGUACGGGGCGGCCGGCAACGUGUUCAUUGACAGCGGGUGUCACUACUGGGAGGUGCUGCUGGGAGCAUCCACCUGGUAUGCCAUCGGCGUGGCUUACAAGUCCGCCCCCAAAAAUGAAUGGAGCGGCAAAAACUCCUCAUCGUGGGUGUUCUCCCGCUGCAACAACAACUUCAUGGUGCGUCACGACGGCAAGGAGAUGCUGGUGGAGUCCAGCCUGCAGCUGAGGCGCCUCGGCGUCCUGCUGGACUACGACAACAAUUCUCUGUCCUUCUACGACGCCAUGAACUCCCAUCACAUUCACACCUUCGACAUCUCCUUCCUCCUGCCUGUGGUGCCCACCUUCAUGAUCUGGAACAAGUCGGUGAUGAUCCUGUCGGGGCUUCCCGUGCCGGACUUUGUGGAGGGCAUGUCUCUGGAUCAGCAAGAGCAGCAGCAGCAGAUGGGUCUGUGCAGACAGGAGUCUCCCUACUUGACCGGGAUGAAGACCUGCCACUGAGGGGACGGUCCACCUG